CAGGAGGGUCAAGAAGAAGAUCAUGGUAACACUCUUUUGCUUGAUCUUGAUAAACUAUAAACUGAGAGAUUUAAUAGGGAAUAAUUGUAUCAUUUCUCUUCUCACCAGAAGAAGGGAAUAUUUGGGAGAGCUUUUGCGAAUGCACCAAUAUUUGCUCUUGGAUACUUCACAAGCGUUGGCUGAAGCAAGGUCCUUAGUAAAAGAGUAUAAGGCUGAUCUGGCUGAGGUGAAAAAACUAUUUCAGAGGUGUGAGGCUCUAAUGUUUGAGUUGAAAAAAAAGGAAAAGAAGUUGGACGAUCUAGGGCAGCUGUAUAGGGCUCCUCGAAUGGAUGUCUUGAAAGAAAUUAAAAACGUCGACGGUCGAUACGCACGAAGAAACUAAGUGGAGUUUCAUACUAAGAAAUGGAUCAGAAGAAACUAUGUGAUUUGGUGCAGAGAAUGAAGACAGAAGAUGAACUCUUUAAAAACUUAGUAGCUCAAGGUUGUGAUGAUCUGACCUUGGUUAAUCCUUAACUUUGAGAUUUGUUAGUAAUUGGAAUAUAUAUUUAAAAUGUCAAUCCUUGAAUAAAUAUCAACUUAUGAG
This is a messenger RNA of Arabidopsis arenosa, 583 nucleotides long. Lineage: Eukaryota; Viridiplantae; Streptophyta; Magnoliopsida; Brassicales; Brassicaceae. The record is from the annotation of a GenBank genome assembly.